UCUAGGUGUUGGCUGCCAAUUGUAGAGUGCAAAUGAAAAGUUACAGAUUGGUGGCUUCGUUAACAAAAUUUUCUGUUAUUUGUGUAGUUGAAGACGGGAAUUUGUUUUGCGUAUAAAAAGUUAACACUGCGUGGAACUGAAAUACACCAACCGCAUAUACCAAACAAAAAGUUAAGUUAAAACAAAAAAACUAAUAGAAAAAGCAAAUAGUUCAAUUGGCAGAGCAAACAGGACAACGACUAUGAACUAAAGUCAGAAAUAAAUGCACACCGUACCGAGAGUAUAAUGCGUGAAUAGUACUAUUCGAUAUAAAAAAAAAAGAAAAAUAAAAGCAAAACCAACUAAAAAGCAAAAAACCAACUCUUGCAGAACCAAAUUCAUGAUUUAUCCAUACUAGAGUGCACAAAAUAAACGCCGUAUGCAAGCGUGAUCAUCCAAAGCUUUUCAUCCGACUAAGCUACUGGCCAGCUUAAAAAAAGUAAGCCACCAUCUAACGAGAGCGAACCGAUUCGAUCCGAUCCGCCGAUUCGACCGACGACCACACAAAAAGAGAAGGAUCUAUCAAGAAAGCCGGCUAGCCGAAUCCCGCAUCCGAUUCGUAAUCCGCAUCCGAUUCCGAAUUCGAAACCGAAUCCUCAAACAAAUCAUCCCAUAAGGACCGCGCCGCUGUCUCCAACGAUCACAAGAUGAAUGAACUAGACAGUCUCAGGCAGGAAGCCGAGUCCCUAAAGAACGCCAUCCGGGAUGCCCGGAAGGCGGCCUGCGACACAUCACUGUUGCAAGCGGCCACCUCGCUGGAACCCAUCGGCCGCAUACAGAUGCGCACACGUCGUACAUUACGCGGCCAUUUGGCGAAAAUCUACGCCAUGCAUUGGGGCAACGAUUCAAGGAAUCUCGUAUCAGCCUCACAGGACGGCAAACUGAUCGUUUGGGACUCGCAUACCACGAACAAAGUCCACGCCAUUCCACUGCGAUCCUCGUGGGUGAUGACAUGUGCGUACGCCCCAUCCGGUAGCUAUGUGGCCUGCGGUGGCCUCGACAACAUGUGUUCAAUUUACAACCUAAAGACGCGCGAGGGCAAUGUCCGGGUAUCCCGUGAGCUGCCCGGCCAUGGUGGCUAUCUAUCGUGCUGCCGCUUCCUGGACGACAAUCAGAUCGUUACCAGCUCCGGUGAUAUGUCGUGCGGAUUGUGGGACAUCGAGACGGGCCUGCAGGUAACCUCGUUUCUGGGUCACACCGGCGAUGUGAUGGCCCUCUCACUGGCGCCCCAAUGCAAAACGUUCGUAUCCGGCGCCUGCGAUGCGUCCGCCAAGCUAUGGGACAUCCGGGAGGGUGUCUGUAAACAAACCUUCCCCGGCCACGAAUCCGAUAUCAAUGCGGUCACAUUUUUCCCCAAUGGCCAGGCAUUCGCCACAGGUUCGGACGACGCUACCUGUCGAUUGUUCGACAUCCGUGCCGAUCAGGAGUUGGCCAUGUACUCGCACGACAACAUCAUAUGCGGCAUCACAUCGGUGGCAUUCUCGAAGAGCGGACGUCUGUUAUUAGCGGGCUACGACGAUUUCAACUGCAAUGUAUGGGACACGAUGAAGGCAGAACGAUCCGGCAUACUCGCCGGCCACGACAACCGUGUAUCCUGUCUGGGUGUCACCGAGAAUGGCAUGGCGGUGGCAACAGGAUCGUGGGACUCCUUCUUGCGCGUAUGGAACUAAAAACAAAACAAAACAGAAGGAAGAGAGUAACAGAAACAAAAGAAAACAAAACAAAAAACAGAGAAAACCAAACAAACAAAGAACAACAAAAAAAAGAGGAAAAAGUAAAAGUAAAAGAACUUCAAAAUGCAUUAAAGGGUGGGGUGGGGUCAGGUCAACGGUUGCGCAGUCUGCGGAUAGUGUUUCACCCAUCAUCUACAUUGUGAUCUAAUGUAUAUGAUUCGGUGUUACCUCUGUGGUUAAUAUUAAAUGAGUGCCGGACGUUUUGAAUAUGCGGGCGCAGCUAGUUGACUAGAACGUAGACCACAACAACAAAGAACUUUAUAUACAACAUUAUUUAUAUUGCUAUAUACUUAUUAACUAAAAUUAUACAAAAAAACAAAAUAAAACCAAAAAAAAAAAACAAAAAACAACAAAAAAAACCGCAGACAUACGCAGCAACAUACAAAUAGACAUACACACGCAUACAAGAAUAUUAUUAGUGUAAAUGGAAAAUUGAGAAAAAAACAAAAACCAAGAACAAGAUCAAGAAAAAAAGAAAACCAAAAGAUAAAGAAAUUGAUGAAGAAACGAUGGGCCCGCUGAUAGUCAGUUGUUUAGUCAGAAUUCCGGUUACAGCUACAGUUUAAAACGUACGUAAAUUAAACUUAGUUCAAAUCGCAUUUCAGCGGUGAGUGCGUGCAACUGAGAGCACAAAACUGGCAGCCCCUGUUGUCCUGGCAUCCCGAUCCUGAGCCUGGUCGUGGUCCUGAUCCCGAAUCGGAGUCCGAAUCCGUGUACCAGGAGCGACAGGAGUGGUGCUGGUCAGUCAGUCUGUAAGUCAGUCAGUCGUUUGCACUUUGUAAAAGAAAAAGAAGGUGGUAUCAUUGUAAUCAUGUAUGUCAACAAGUAAAUACAUAUUCUUUUGCGUAUAAUACAUAAAACUUCAGAAUGUGUGGAUGAUCCUGAUGCAAGGAGGGUUGGAGAAGAAGUCAAAUAAAGUUAAAGCAUUUAAAAAAUAAAAAAGAAUCACGGCAAACCUAAACGUAAAACAAAACAAAACAAAAAAGAAAACCAAACAAGAAACAAAAACAAAAAUUGCGUAAUAAACUUUAUAAAUCAAGUAAUGAAAACAAAACAAAAAACAAAAAAAAGUAAAGAAAACACUAUAACAAAUUUUUGUCUUAUUAUGUUUAAGUCCCUAAUUUAUAUACAAACAAAAAUAAGAAUGAUUUAAAUAACAUAUAUGUAAACUAUGCAUUAGUGAAAAAGUGGAAAACUAUUUAUAUAUAAUAUGAUGGCCAUAUAAGCUAUAACAAUAAAUUGAAAAACACCUUUAAAUCUUAUAAUACAUUUAUAAAUGUUUAACAAAAUCUUAACAAAUACAUUCAUAGAAUUGCGGCAGUAAGGGCAUUAAAGCAUCAUGGAAAUAAUUUGAGCAUUCACCCCCCCCUCACUACUCUAAUUGCAUACUGUUGAAUUUUGUUCAUUUUAUUCCCCUGAAUUCUUAUGAGGUUUUACAUACAUAUAUGGCUUAUAUGAGGUUUGAAAAUGCAACAAAUGCAACAAACGAAACGAAACGAAGCGAAGCGAUUGCAGUAUGAAUGCAGAAUGCAAACAAAAAACUAAAGCUUACAUAUAUUGUGAAAAUACUGAUAUUGUCUUGCUGUCUUACGAAUAUACUGAAUCAUCAAGUUCUUAUCUAUUUUUAUUAUGUUCUUUUUAAUUAAUUUUAAGAGGUAAUAGGAAAUUCGCGUAUACUGAUACCAAUACCGAUACCGAUUCCAGCAUUCUGAAAUCAAAGAUCUGAAAUCCUAGCAAUACCAAAAUUCAUUGAAAAUUGUAAUAAACUGAUUGGUUUAUUGACCUUUUGAAGUAUUCUUUAACGAUAUAGUAGUAUCUUGGUCCGAUAGGUAAAUGGUAAAUUGUGAUUUAAAGUGAAUAGUUUUUUCAAGCAACGAGAAUUAGCCUAAACCUAAACCUAAACCAAAAAUAAAAAAACAAAACCUAAACCGAAUCCAAAUCCAGAAUCCAGAACCCAGUUGAAUCAAAAAUCGAAAUCAACAUUUCAAAUGGACAGAAUUUGUGUAUUUCUACCGACUUUCGAUGCUUGAUAAUAUUGAACCGAAUAUUCCUAUGUAUAAUGUGUAACUAUUGGUAAGCUUACAACAGCUGCAGUUAUUUGGGCUCUGCUUUUUCGCCAUAGAUGGACUUACUUAAUUUUAGUACAUUCUGGACAUUCUGGACGGCCAUUUCAAAACUAAUGCUGUUUCAAAACUAUGAAUAAAUUAUGAGAAGAAACCUUUGUAACAUUUAAAUAAUAAAAUAUAAUACAAAUACGAUAAUACUAUUGUUUAACUUAAACAAGGAGUCAUUAACGUUGAUCUGCUGUAUUUUGCGAUAAUUAAAAAUGCGCCAAAGUAAGUCCAUCUAGGGUUAAUAAUACAUAAUACAUAAUACAUAAUACAUGCUACAUAAUUACGAACGCACUUUACGAAUUGUCAGGAAUUUUGUACUCCAGCAGUAAGUUGAAUUAAACUAUUUUUCUAUCACAGCCCAAAACGGAACAAAACAACGUGUUAUUUCUUUUUUAAUAAUUUUUUUUGUUAAGAGUACUUUGUUAUUAGAACGCGCAUCCCUCAAGUAUGUUAAUAUCAGAACCCUUCUCUAUGUAUGUGUGUUUCCGUGUAAAUUUAAUUACGUAUACGUUAUGUUUAUAUAUACGAGUAUAUAUGCCACGCGAUCAUAUAUAUGCGCAUAUAUGUAUUGUAAUUUAAUUACUGUUUUAUUUGCCGACAAAAAAUCGACAAAUUCAAUAAAAUGAUUUAUUUGUAAUUAGUUAUUAACAAUAAUUGAGAACAAAAACAAAAAUGCAAAACAGAAAAUGCUGUCAACAAAACAAAUUGAAUAUUUAAAUAAAACAUGGUCAUGUAAUAAACAUACAUACAAACAUACAUAUUUAAAUGAAAACUGAAGAUUACUAACAUUAAUUUAUAAUUUGUGUCAUAGCCGUCAACUCAGCGUUAUAUCUAGAAUAAAUAAUAAAGAAAAUUGUGUUAAGCAAAUGCUACAUACAUAUAUCAUUUAAUGUACGUGUGCACAUAUGUACAUGCCGAAAACAUUAAUUAAGAGUUUUGGUCUGUCAGGAUUAACGGGUUAAUAAAACUGGCAUGCUAAUAGUCAUACAUUUAUAUGCAAUCAAA
Drosophila yakuba is the source of this 4891-nucleotide messenger RNA. RefSeq names its product guanine nucleotide-binding protein subunit beta-1 (gene Gbeta13F). Gene Ontology annotation, biological process: G protein-coupled receptor signaling pathway. Gene Ontology annotation, molecular function: signaling receptor complex adaptor activity; protein binding. NCBI's taxonomy places the organism in Eukaryota, Metazoa, Arthropoda, Insecta, Diptera, Drosophilidae. The coding region runs from base 687 to 1709 and encodes 340 amino acids. The transcript is spliced from 3 exons. The record is from RefSeq and is a predicted model, not a curated record. Gene Ontology annotation, cellular component: heterotrimeric G-protein complex; cytoplasm.